This is a messenger RNA of Nannospalax galili (Upper Galilee mountains blind mole rat), 1685 nucleotides long. RefSeq names its product UBX domain protein 6 (gene Ubxn6). Gene Ontology annotation, cellular component: cytoplasm. Bases 94 to 1455 code for a protein of 453 amino acids. The record is from RefSeq and is a predicted model, not a curated record. Gene Ontology annotation, molecular function: protein binding. Lineage: Eukaryota; Metazoa; Chordata; Mammalia; Rodentia; Spalacidae. The transcript has 11 exons.
GCUAUUUUCUUUCCGGUGGCUGGCCGCCGGCUCCUCCCCACCCGGGCCCUGCGCCCCACGCCCCGCGGCCCCCGCCGCUGGGCCGCCGUCGCCAUGAAGAAGUUCUUCCAGGAGAUCAAGGCCGACAUCAAGUUCAAGAGCGCGGGGCCCGGCCAGAAGCUCACGGAUUCCGCAGGGGAGAAGACUCCCAAAGAAAAGUCUUCCCAGCCAGCUGUCCGUCCACCCCGCCAGGGCCCCACAGAUGAGGCACAGAUGGCAGCUGCUGCUGCUCUGGCCAGGCUGGAACAGAAACAGCCCCGGACCCGGGGCCCGAUGUCCCAGGACUCCAUCCGGAACCAGGGGUCCUCAUGCUGUCUGCCUCACAUCCUGCUCCCAGUGAGAAAGGAACUUCAGGCUGAAGCCACCGCCAGCGGCAGCCCAGACAGCCCAGGGACCAACAACACAGUACCUGAGUCCAAAGAGGAAGUGUCACCACACCUGGCAGUGCCUGAUGUCUAUUUCAAAUGCCCGAUCACUGGUGCCACCCUGAGGAGGGACCAGCGGGAUGCCCGUAUCAAAGAAGCCAUCCUGUCGCACUUUUCCACGGAUCCCGUGGCUGCAUCCAUCAUGAAGGUCCACACGUUCAACAGAGACCGGGACCGGGUGAAGCUAGGUGUGGACACCAUCGCCAAGUACCUGGACAACAUCAUCCUGCACCCUAAGGAGGAGAAGUACCAGAGAAUCAAGCUGCAGAACAAGGUGUUCCAGGAGCGCAUCAACUGUCUGGAGGGGACCCACGACUUCUUCAAGGCCAUCGGCUUCCAGAAGAUGCUGCUGCCGGGCCCAGAUCAGGAGGGCCAGGAGGAGUUCUAUGUGCUGGGAGAGGCGGUGAAGCCGCAGAGCCUGGAGCGGCACAAAGAGCAGCUCCUGCGCACCCAGCCGGUGCGGGCCACCUUGGACCGCCAGCGCCGCGUCUUCCGGCCCUCUGUCCUGGCCUCGCACUUCGACCUGCCCCCGGACUUCUUCAGCCUUACGGCAGAGGAGGCGAAGCGAGAACAGCGGUUCAGGGCGGAGGCCGUGGAGAGGCUGAGCGUGCUGCGGACCAAAGCCAUGCGGGAGCGUGAGGAGCAGCGGGAGCAGCGCAAGUACACCUAUGCGCUCCUGCGCGUGCGCCUGCCUGACGGCUGCCUGCUGCAGGGGACGUUCUACGCCCGGGAGCGGCUGCCGGCGCUCUUCGAGUUCGUUCGGGAGGCCCUGCAGGAGCACUGGCUGCCCUUUGAGCUGCUGGCCUUGGGCGGCCAGAAGCUGGCAGAGGACGAGAACGUGGCCUUGAACGAGUGUGGGCUGGUACCCUCUGCCCUGCUGACCUUCUCCUGGGACCUGGCGGUGCUGGAGGACAUGAGGGCUGCAGGGGCCGAGCCCAACAAGUCUGUCCUGAAGCCUGAGCUGCUGGCAGCCAUCGAGCAGCUGUGCUGAAUGAAGCAGGCCUGACCCAGCAGCGCUCGGUCCUCUGCUGUCCCCCACUGUCCCUGCCCCUCCUGUAUGCUGGGAGCAUGUACAGAACCAGUCUCUAGAGCGUGGGUCUCCAGGAACGUGGCACCUCAGCGUUAAGCUUGGGGCAGAUGCAGCCUGUCUAGGGCCCAGGCUGGGGACAGCACAGGGUACAGCUCGUAAGUUAUGAACCCAAAUAAACUAUUGGAACCCAG